Molecule: messenger RNA, 1303 nt
Organism: Lotus japonicus
Lineage: Eukaryota; Viridiplantae; Streptophyta; Magnoliopsida; Fabales; Fabaceae
Product: protein ALP1-like
Exons: 4
Coding region: 524-1096 (190 amino acids)
Source: RefSeq, a predicted model, not a curated record
CCCAAUUAAGGAAAGUGGCCGAGAGCUAUAUCAAGGGGGGAGGAGAAUCCGAUUUUUCGAAAACUUGUCUUAACGCGUUAGAUUGUCGUACCAAGGAGGUAGUAGUGUACUGUGUAACCCUAGGACUCUUUGAUUGCUGAGUUUCUGACUCUUGGUGUUGAUUUCUGUGAUUUUUGCUUAAGGUUCGUUUGAGGAGAUUCCCAGAAAUCAAGGAGAAGAGUUUGGAGAACAUCUUGAGGAAGAAGCUGGAAGACCCACCGUGACGCCACCGAAAUCGGGGUGUUACAGUAGGUAUUUUAAUAAGGUGUUGAAUAGCGUUGUACGAGUGCAUGCAUCACUCCUUAGAGCACCGGAUCCUGUAUUAGAAGAUUGCUUAGAUGAAAGAUGGAAGUGGUUUAAGAACUGUCUUGGGGCACUAGAUGGAACACACAUUGAAGUUAAUGUUCCAGCAAUUGAUAAACCAAGAUAUCGUAAUAGAAAAGGAGAUAUAUCUACCAACGUCCUAGGUGUAUGUGCUAGAGAUAUGAGGUUUAUAUAUGUGUUACCCGGGUGGGAAGGAUCUGCAUCAGACUCAAGGAUAUUACGAGAUGCCAUUUCUAAGAGAAAUGGUUUAAAAGUUCCAACAGGUUACUAUUAUCUAGUGGAUGCUGGGUAUGCGAACUCUGAAGGAUUUCUUGCUCCAUAUAGAGGUUAUCGUUACCACCGCAGUGAGUGGAAACGUGGAUCCACUCCACAAUGUAAAGAAGAGCUCUUCAACAUGAGGCACUCCAUGGCUAGAAAUGUGAUAGAGAGAACCUUUGGAUUGUUAAAGAUGCGAUGGGCUAUACUUAGAAGUCGGUCUUUUUAUUCACUCAAAGUCCAAAACAGCAUAAUAAUUGCUUGUUGCCUCUUACACAAUUUCAUUAGAAGAGAAAUGUCUAUCGACCCAUUGGAAGCACAACUAGAUUUGGAAUUUGAAGCACAAUUACACAAUGAGGAUGUAGCACAUAAUGAUCCUAUUAGUACAAUUGAGACAACUGAGGAGUGGUCUGCCUGGAGAGAAAAUUUAGCUACACAGAUAUGGAAUGAAUGGGUUGCUACUAGAAAUAUGAAUUAGGACAUGUAUUUGUUUGUAUUUUUUGUCAUAAAUUUUUGAAUUUGAGUUACCUUGCUGGUCUAUGGUGUACCUUUGUCUAUUAUUUUUUUGGAAAUUUGGUUAUGUAUUUGGUUUGUGUACUUUGAUAAUGAACUAUGACAUCUAUUUAUGUGUUUGUAUUUAUUGCACUACAUUAUGAAAUUUGGGCCAUUGUGUUUGCAUAUGACA